This is a messenger RNA of Paramuricea clavata, 369 nucleotides long. Lineage: Eukaryota; Metazoa; Cnidaria; Anthozoa; Malacalcyonacea; Plexauridae. The record is from the annotation of a GenBank genome assembly.
AUGCGAAAGCAGUCGCUCCACAAGACAAAAAAAGAGAACAAAAGAAAGCUUGGAAAAAGAAAGAAAAAGAGGGAAUUAUCAAGUAGUGUCAAGGUCUUGGAUGUUAUCCUGCUUGAUCAUAUAGAGAAAGAGGAUAUUGUGAAGCAAGUAGAAAAGUCAGACUUCAGUUUCACUAUAGAUAAACAAGAUAUCAACAUGGAUAGUUUGGAAUACUUAAAACCAAAACUUCACCAGCAUGGAAUAAAUUUGUUACUCACACAAGGUGUUUUUUCCAAUCAUGCACUUCAAUUAAUACAGAAAGUGCUAAACAAUCAUGAUGAAAAUAAAAAAGGCAAACGAUUUAUCAAAAAGAAAAAUUACGACAGAUAA